UCGAAAAAAAGAGUACCGGCCAUCGCGAAUUCAUUUCUCCCAUGGCGUGUUGCACGCGUCAUGUGUCGCCAUGGCUCCGCGGACGGGGAGUGGCCUUUGGCCGAGAACUGCCGAGCUGGCAGCCGGCUCCCGGGGUACGUGGGUUCAUCCGGCACCCGGUGAAGGCACAAGGUCACAUCAUGGGGCACAAGAUGGAGGUCAUCCAGGGGUCGCGGAAGAGACCCUCGUAUAUGCCGCCGAAGUUCCCGAAGCAUCCUCUGCAGGACAUCGAGACGAACAUGAACGAGGUUGUCACCUAUGGCGACCUGAAGCUGCGUUGGCAGUGGACAACCCGAUUCUCCACCAGCCGCAUGACGGUGGCUCGUCAUUGGAAGCCGCAGCGGACGGAAUUCCCGCGCAACAAGCCGACCUGCGCUUUUGUGUGGCACAAAGAUAUGCCGCACAGGACGCCUCAGGCAGAGCUGCCUGAGGUGGAGCACUUCGCAAGGAUAAAGAAGCAGGAGCUCUUCUGCGUGUUCAAGAGCAGCGUCUUCCACCAGCACAAGGUCCAUGUUGGAGACAUUGUGCAGGCUGAGAAGCUGCAUCGAAGACAAGCAGGAGAGAAGGUGGUCUUUGGCACGGUGCUGCUGGCGGGCUCCAAGGAGUUCACCAUCUUGGGCAAGCCGACGGUGCCAUAUGCAAAGGUGCAUGCCACCAUCGAGCAGCAGACCCUGACCAGGGAGUCCCUGGUCUUCUGGUACAAGCCGCGGCGGAAGCAGUCGCACUUCUAUCGGCGCCGGCAGUAUGUGACGAUGCUUCGCAUUGACGAUAUCGUGCUGUCACCCGAGGAGGACUCCGCGGAUCCCCCGCUGCCGAAGCCGGUGCGGCUUUUGGACCUGUGGGCCAACAGGUGGCUGGACCCUGCCGAGAAGGAGGGCAUCGAGAUGACGCAGGGUGAGGACGGGGCGCUUAUUCCCAAGACUGCGCUCAUCUAUGACGGCUCCGAGCACCAGCCGGGCAGCUAUCAUCGGCGCGGCCUGACCUCCUGCUACCGGUACUGGCCGGACCCCGCGGCCACUCACUGGCGGCUCUGAUGCAUUGCCUCGAGUUGGUGGAGAGGAACAAAAAGCGGU
Molecule: messenger RNA, 1112 nt
Organism: Effrenium voratum
Lineage: Eukaryota; Dinophyceae; Suessiales; Symbiodiniaceae
Source: the annotation of a GenBank genome assembly